CUCUUUGUUUUUUUUCCCCUCUUCAUUUUCACAACUUUCCCUGAAAAACUAGAGAUAAAAUCAAUCAUGGCUCGAGGGAAGAUCCAGAUCAAGCUGAUAGAGAACUCGACCAACAGGCAAGUCACGUAUUCGAAGAGAAGAAACGGUCUUUUCAAGAAAGCUAAUGAACUUACAGUUCUUUGCGAUGCUAGAGUUUCGAUCAUCAUGUUUUCCACUACUGGUAAACUCCAUGAGUUUAUCAGCCCUUCCACCACAACGAAGCAAGUAAUUGAUCAGUACCAGAAAACCUUGGGGAUCGAUAUCUGGAACACCCACUAUGAGAAAAUGCAAGAGCAGUUGAAGCAGCUGAAAGAGGUUAACAGGAACCUGCGCAAAGAGAUUAGGAGAAGGAUGGGCGACUGUUUGAAUGAUUUGAGCAUCGAAGAUCUUGGUGCUUUGGAACAAGAAAUGGAGAGCUCUGUCACUCUUAUUCGUGAUAGAAAGUAUCGUGUUCUCUCCAACCAGAUCGAUACUUCCAGGAAAAAGGUGAGGAAUGUGGAAGAGAUACACAAAAAUCUCUUACAUGAACUGGAAUCCCUGAAAGAAGAUCCAUAUGGAUUAGUUGAUAAUGGAGGCGAUUAUGAUACCCUGAUCGGGUAUCAAAAUGGAGGUCCUCGUAUAUUUGCUUUACGCCUGCAGCCAAACCAUCCUAGCCUUCACAGUGGCGGAGGCUCCGAUCUCACCACCUAUCCCUUGCUUGAUUAAAAUAUCUAUCUCGCCAUGAUUUCCGUAUCCAUAAGCUAAGUUCAUGCACUGUUAAUCAUAUAAUAUUGCUGUGAAAGCAAAAUUGGUGUGUACUGUUACUUUUACUUUAAAAAUUAUCGUCACUUUUAUUAUGUGCCUAUGGUGUAUCGUAUCUGUUGGAGAUUAUGUAUUUGAUGAUUAUGGAACAUUUUCCCGUUCUUCGUUUUCUAAAUUUCUGUAUUUAAAUCUUAUGUUAAAGAUAUAUUUGGAUAUGUGUAUGCUUUGAAUUGUUGGAUAA
Messenger RNA from Gossypium raimondii (Peruvian cotton), 1021 nucleotides. Its product is annotated as floral homeotic protein PMADS 1. Lineage: Eukaryota; Viridiplantae; Streptophyta; Magnoliopsida; Malvales; Malvaceae. The transcript has 7 exons. The coding region runs from base 67 to 744 and encodes 225 amino acids. Gene Ontology annotation, cellular component: nucleus. The record is from RefSeq and is a predicted model, not a curated record. Gene Ontology annotation, biological process: positive regulation of transcription by RNA polymerase II. Gene Ontology annotation, molecular function: protein dimerization activity; RNA polymerase II cis-regulatory region sequence-specific DNA binding; DNA-binding transcription factor activity, RNA polymerase II-specific.